Molecule: messenger RNA, 1407 nt
Organism: Linum trigynum
Lineage: Eukaryota; Viridiplantae; Streptophyta; Magnoliopsida; Malpighiales; Linaceae
Source: the annotation of a GenBank genome assembly
AUGACGCAGCAAGAGAGAUGGGUUGUUGCCAAUGCUAUGAUAUCGGCAGUCUUCUUUGCUCUAUCAAUGGCGACCUUAACAGAGUCGACCCGCCAAGCCGAUAAGAUCACGACCCUACCGGGCCAGCCGGCGGUCCGGUUCAACCAAUACUCGGGUUACGUCACAGUCGACAAGAUGCAGGGGAGGGCUCUGUUUUACUACUUUGUCGAAGCGGAGACCGAGCCGGGCUCCAAGCCUCUCGUUCUCUGGUUGAAUGGAGGGCCUGGGUGUUCUUCAGUGGGAGCUGGAGCUUUCUGCGAGCACGGUCCGUUUAAACCCAGUGGAGAUGUUCUGCUACAAAACAAUUACAGCUGGAACAAAGAGGCAAAUAUGCUCUACUUGGAAUCCCCAGCGGGCGUUGGGUUCUCUUACUCAGCCAAUGCAUCUUUCUACGACUCUGUAAAUGAUAAAAUCACAGCUGAGGACAAUCUGGGUUUUUUGAAGGGAUGGUUGGCCAAGUUCCCAGAAUACAGGGGACGAGAUUUCUUCAUAACUGGAGAGAGUUAUGCUGGUCACUACGUUCCGCAGCUCGCCCAACUGAUUGUGAAAUCCAAGCCACCCAUCAAUCUCAAAGGAAUUGCAAUUGGGAACCCUCUGCUGGACUUCAACACUGACUUCAAUUCAAGAGCAGAGUACUUGUGGUCUCAUGGAUUAAUCUCGGAUGCAACCUUGGACAUCUUCAACACAGUCUGCAACUACUCCCAGAUAAGAAGACAACUGCAGAGAGGGUUUCUCACGCCAGAGUGUUUCCGGGUCAACAGCCAUGCCUCCCUCGAAAUCGGCAAGUUCGUGGACGCCUACGAUGUCACUCUCGACGUCUGCUUGUCUUCCAUCCAGUCCCAAUCCCAUGUCCUCGAGCGGGCUACUGCUGCAGGAGUAGGGGAAAUUGAUGUGUGCGUGGAGGACGAGACGAUUAGGUAUCUGAACAGGAAAGAUGUGCAGAAGGCUUUCCAUGGGAGGCUUGUUGGAGUCCGGACGUGGAGCACCUGCAGCGAUGUGGUGAGAUAUGAAAUGGACAACUUGGAGGUACCAACGACUCCUAUUCUUGGCCAGCUUCUCAAGUCUGGCCUCAAGGUUCUGGUUUACAGUGGAGAUCAAGAUUCAGUGAUCCCAUUGAUAGGGACAAGGAAGCUUGUGAAUGGACUGGCCAAGGAAAUGGGCCUCAACACCACAGUGCCUUACAGCUCCUGGUUUCAGGGCAGACAGGUUGGAGGGUGGACGCAAGUGUACGGCGACGCGUUGAGCUUCGCAACCAUUAGAGGAGCAUCCCACGAAGCUCCAUUUUCGCAACCAGAGAGAUCGCUGGAGCUGUUCAGGGCGUUUCUGGGUGGAACUCCUUUGCCAGCCCACAGUACCGUUGCUUAUUGA